CAAAACUAAUCCGCGUGGAGGUGUUGAUUUGUCUUCUAUUGAAACACUGCAGGAUAUUAUAUAUUUCCUGCCUUGGUCCAAUGCUGGCACAAGAAAAAAACUGCUAAUUUAUUUGAAGCACACAGAAUGAAAAUGUAAAAAGGUAUAUUUGCAACUACUGAAGCAACUACACGAUUUGCUUGACAAAACUGGCAGUAGUCCACAUUUUCACCAGUAUCGCAGAACAUUGCAGAAAUGAAUGUAGAGCAACUACUACCACAGGUGUCUCCAAAGCAGUGCCUUCUGGACCUUUACACCAAAAGAGAUAAAGUGGAGGCAUACCUUCAAUCUCUGAAGACCAGGAACACUGUUAUUACAAGCUCAGCAGAACACAUCAAGCAGCAGAUUUCUGAUCAGUAUGAAACAAUUAGAAAAGUAAUGAACAACGAUGAGAUAGCUACCAUGGAACUCAUUGACAAUGAAAAGAGGGUUGCUUUGGGGAAAAUCCAAAAGAUCGUCAAGGAAUGGACUACCAAUUUGGAUGAAAUAAAUCAAUCAAUCAAAAUAACCCAGAAGAUCAUUGACCAAGAAGAGAGCAAGCUGCAGUCAAGUGAAGGUCAGGAAGAAAGCCAAAUCCAAUCUAGAGAUGCUCAAGAAGCGAGUCAAAGCAGCGGAAGUCAAGCCACAGAUGUGAAGCCAACAGCAUUUGGCUAUUCAAAGAAAACGGAGAAUGAAAUAUAUGCCAUUAAAUUAGACGAAGGCAAAUUUCAGAAGAUAUCGAAAUUCAUACGAAACAUUUCUACCAAUCUGCAUUCACAAUUGCAAAGGAAGAUAUUCUUAUUAGAGUAUUCGCCAGUCAUCUUUGAUAUUGCAUCAGCACACAAGAAUGUGCUGGUUUCAAAGAAUCAAACCAGUGUAUGUGUGACCAGUGAAACACUGAGUGUUCCUGACAGCCCUUUGCGAUUUGACAAGGUCUACAAUAUCUUGGCCGCCAAAGGACUGAUGAGAGGAAAGCAUUAUUGGGAGGUGCAGGUCAAGUCUUCCUCCCAAUGGUCUGUUGGAAUUGCAUAUGGAUCAAUAGAAAGGAAAGGUAAACACAAAUCCACAAAACUUGGAAGAAACAGACAAUCUUGGUGCAUUGAACUCAAGGCCAGUCAGCUAUUCGCAUGGCAUAAUGACAGAAAUGUCAACUGCAGCAUGAAACCCUCUAAGUUGGAUAAAGUAGGGGUGUACAUUGACUAUGAGAAAGGACUUGCGGCAUUUUAUGAUGUUGAUAGCAUGAGGUUAAUACAAGAAUUCUCCAGCGUCACAAGAAGUCUUUUUGACAGAAUGCAUCAUCAUUUCACUGAACCAAUUUACCCUGCUUUUUGUCUCUUUCCAAUAGCUACCUCUCCUGUAUACUCUGACAAAUUGGAUAUUUGCAAAUCUGAUAUUUAGGAAGCAGCUAUAAAAAUGUACUAUUCUGAAAUUAUAGGUAUUAUAUAUUGAAUGCUAUAUUGUAUGCUACAUUAUAUGCUAUAAUUCACAAAGGUUCAAAUUUGGAUUUGACAAAAAGCAGUAAAAUGAAAUAAAGCGCUCCCACUCACGAAGAUAAAGGUAACAGGUUGCCAUUUAAUCCCAGCCCACUCCUCAUCACAUUUACAGUUUUAUUUACGAAAGUCAACAACUGGAGAAGAAAAACACUUCUACAACACGUCGCCAACUACAACAUGAUCCCACCACCUAUCAUAUCUUCUCCACCCUAUGUGAUUUCCGUAGCAUCCACCUUUUCCAUGACUCCUUGGCUUGCUCAUCCCUCCCUAUCCAUUGCACUUUACCCUGCAACAAUAGCAGGUUCAAUACCUGUCACAGUGGUACAGCAGGUACAGUGGUACAGAGCUGUUACACCACAGCCACAGAGACCCAGUUUCAAACCUGGUCCAAUCCCUCACGACCUAUGUCACCCUUCAUCUCUUCAAUUACUUCUGUUUUCCAGGCCCCCAUUCCCUCAUCUUUACUAUGGAUUUUCAGUUACUCUACACGUCCAUCCCCCAUCAGGAAGGCCUUAAAGACCUCCAUUUCUUCCUAGGCUGCAGAACCAGCCAAUUUCCUUCUACCAACACUCUCCUCCUCCCCUUACUUUUAACAACUUCUCCUUCGACUCCUCCCACUUCCUCCAAAUCUGACUACCCAUGGGCACUCGUAUGGGCCCCAGCUAUGCCUGUAUCUUUACAAAGUACAUCAAACUAUCCCUGUUCCAGGCUAAAUCUGGCCCUAUACCCAAACUCUAUCUCUGCUACAUUGACGACUGCAUCGGGACUACCUCCUGCACCCAUGCAGAACUCAGAGACUUCAUUAACUUCACUACUAAUUUCAAAUCCUGCACUCAAAUUCACUUGGACCAUCUCAGACUUUCCCCCUUCCAUUUCUUGAUCUCACCGUCUGCAUCACAGGAGACUGUUGAAUGACUCCCACAGCUAUCUACACUUCUCCCUACCCUGCUUCAUGCAAAGACUCCCAUUUCCUCCGUCUACACCGCAUCUUCGGCCAAGAUAAGGUGUUCUAAACCAGGACAUCUGAGAGUUCCUCAUUUUUAGGGAAUGGGUAUGUUUCUCUUCCAUCAUAGAUGAGGCUCUCACAGGGGUCUCCUCAGUGUCCUGCAGCUCUGCUCAUGCUCCCCCUCCCUCCAAUCGCAACGGGGACAGAGUCCCCCUAGUCCUCAUCUUUCACCCCAUCAGCCAUCACACACAGCACAUAAUCCUCCUCCAUUUUCGCCAUCUCCAACGGGAACCCAUCACUAGCCACAUCUUCCCAUCCCCACUUUCCGCAGAGACUGUUUCCUCCGCAACUCUCUGGUUAACUCAUCCCUUCCCACCAAAACCACCCCUUCGCCAGGUACGUUCGCCUGCAACCAUAAGAGAUGCAAUGCCUGUCCUUAUACCUCCUCCCUCAACUCUGACCAAGGACCCCAACAGUCCUUUCAGGUGAGACAGAGGUUCACUUGCACCUCCUCCAACCUCAUCUGCUGUAUCUAGCCCACUGAUCCAGGUGUGGACUCCUAUAUAUUGGCGAGACCAAGCGAGGCUCGGCGAUCAUUUUGUUGAAAACCUCCGCUCGGUCCGCCUUGGCCUACGUGAUCUCCGGAUGCUAAACACUUUAACACCCCUCCCAUUCAUGUACUGAGCUUUCUGUCCUGGGCCUCCUCCACUAUCAGAGUGGGGCCCAAAGCAAAUUGGAGGAAUAGUAUGUCAUAUUUCGCAUGGGCAACUUAUAAACCAGCAGUAUGAAUCUUGAGUUAUCUAACUUCGUAACCCUUGUUUCCCCUCUCUCUCCACCCCUCCCCAUCCUUGUUCACCAACUAAUUUCACUGUCCUGAUUACAUUUUACUGAUUGUAUGCCUCGUUGUAAUCAUCCCCUCGGUUAACAAUUAUACAUUCUACAUUUCCAUCCCCUUUGAUCUCUCGUUUUCACACCUUACCUUUCCAAAUUUCUUGUCUCCCUCCUCCCUGAGUCUGAUGAAGGGUCUCGACCUGAAAUGUCACCCAUUCCUUCUCUCCAGAGAUGCUGCCUGCCCAGCUGUUACCCAGCAUUUUGUGUCUAUCUUCAAUCCUGACCUUGGGUGCUGCCUUGUGGAGUUUACACAUUCUUCUUGUGGCUGCAUGAAUUUCCUCUGGUUGCUCCGGUUUCCUCCAAUAUCCCAAAGACUUGCAGGUUGUAGGUUAAUUGAUCUCAGUGAAUUGGACCUUGUGUGUAUUGAGUGGAUGUGAAAGUGGGAUGACAUAGAAUGAGUGUGAACAGGUGAUCAAUGGUCGGUGUAGACAUAGUUGGUCAAAGGACCUAUUUCCAUGCUGUAUCUCUAAGCUAAACUUGUCCCUACACCUUCACCUUCAAGAGUCAAGAGUUAAGAGUGUUUUAUUGUCAUAUGUCCCGAUUGGGACAAUGAAAUUCUUACUUGCUGCAGCACAGAAUAUGUGAAUAUGUAAACAUAGUACAUAAUGGGAGAGAGAGAAACCCCCCCAAUAAAUAACAAAUAUAGUGCAGUAAUAAUAUAGUAUUUUGCAG
Molecule: messenger RNA, 4020 nt
Organism: Leucoraja erinaceus (little skate)
Lineage: Eukaryota; Metazoa; Chordata; Chondrichthyes; Rajiformes; Rajidae
Product: zinc-binding protein A33
Exons: 6
Coding region: 235-1416 (393 amino acids)
Molecular function (GO): protein binding
Source: RefSeq, a predicted model, not a curated record